Messenger RNA from Olea europaea var. sylvestris, 1337 nucleotides. RefSeq names its product DNA mismatch repair protein PMS1-like. Lineage: Eukaryota; Viridiplantae; Streptophyta; Magnoliopsida; Lamiales; Oleaceae. Gene Ontology annotation, molecular function: ATP hydrolysis activity; ATP binding; ATP-dependent DNA damage sensor activity. Gene Ontology annotation, biological process: mismatch repair. Gene Ontology annotation, cellular component: MutLalpha complex. The transcript has 8 exons. The record is from RefSeq and is a predicted model, not a curated record. The coding region runs from base 135 to 1151 and encodes 338 amino acids.
AUAAUCGAAACUUAAUUGGCAAGAUUUUGGUAAACAUUCUUUUGAUGUCAAUAGAACUUUGUGGUGCUGCCCUUCUUACGUAUGUUUAACCUUGAUUGUACGUUUUGACGCAUUCAAUUGAAAUACAGACUCAAAUGGCUGAAGAAAAAGCAUCACUACAUAAUGGUUUGCUUGUAAUUUCUCCCACAAGCACACACUUCCAAAAUGUAUCAGAUGAGUUAUUAGGUGCAUCAACUCCAUUGCAAUCUUCAGCUCCAUCUACAGAUUCUACAGUGGUUCCUGCUGGCCCAGAAGUUGGUUUCAAGUUGCAAUUCAGUAUUAAAGAUUUGAUGACAAGGAGGAAGCAGAGGAUCUCAAGACUUCAUCGUGCCGAUCAUACAGCUGGAAGAUUGAAAUUGGAAGGGGGUUUCACAGCGGCCACAUUGGAGCUCUCACAAUCAGUAGAUGAGGGCGGAAAGGACAGGGCUUUAGCAGCUGCUACGAAUGAGUUGGAAAGACUGUUUAGGAAGGAAGACUUUGCCCAAAUGAAGGUCAUUGGACAGUUCAAUCUCGGAUUUAUCAUUGGCAAGUUAGAUCAGGACCUUUUUAUUGUGGAUCAGCAUGCUGCAGAUGAAAAAUACAAUUAUGAGCGGCUGUCACAAACAACCAUCUUGAACCAACAACCCUUACUUCGGCCAUUAGAGAUGGAGUUGUCUCCUGAAGAAGAGAUAGUUAUCUCCAUGCACCUGGAUACCAUCAGGAAAAAUGGAUUUUUGUUGGAAGAAGACAUGCAUGCUCCUCCUGGACAGCGCUUUAAAUUGAAAGCGGUUCCUUUCAGUAAAAACAUAACUUUUGGGGUUGCAGAUGUGAAGGAACUUAUUUCUAUGCUAUCUGAUAAUCAUGGAGAAUGCUCAAUAAUUGGUAGUUACAGAUCGGACACUUCUGACUCAGUUUGCCCUCCUAGAGUUCGAGCAAUGCUAGCAUCGCGUGCCUGCAGGUCGUCUGUUAUGAUUGGAGAUCCACUUGGAAGAAAUGAGAUGCAGAAGAUACUUGAACAUUUGGCUGUCCUCAAGUCUCCUUGGAAUUGUCCACACGGCAGACCAACAAUGCGACACUUGGUUGAUUUAAAAACUGUACAUAGAGGAAUAGAUGAUGACGAAAUAACCUCAUAAAGGCCUUCCUAUGAUUCUCUAUUGGGUAUAUAUUUUGUUAUGUUUGGUAUGCUAGAUUAUGUAGAAUUUGAACAAGAUUAAGAGGUGCUUGUAACAAACUUGUCAAACUUGUCAUUUCAAUAUACCUAACCCACCAUUUGUGUAUAUAAUUAUUGCUCGGUAUAUUUUUAAAGUCAACUUCUGUCA